This is a messenger RNA of Triticum turgidum subsp. durum (durum wheat), 660 nucleotides long. Lineage: Eukaryota; Viridiplantae; Streptophyta; Magnoliopsida; Poales; Poaceae. The record is from the annotation of a GenBank genome assembly.
AUGGCGGACUACGGUGGAGAGUACGGGCACCCGUACCCGCGCGUCGACGAGUACGGCAACCCAGUGCCGCCGGUCGACCAGUACGGCAACCCCAUCCCAAGGGAACCGGGCCAGGUUCCGGCGUACACCUCGGGGGGCGCCGCUCCGCCCUACAGCUCUGACGGCGCGGGCGCGGUGACGUCGGCCGACUAUGGAGCGGGUGUCACGCCGGGCUACGGCCUGAGCGGCGCCGUGCACCCGCAGGAGAGCGUGGUAGGCGGUGCCGUUUUCCCGUCCGGCACGGCGCACACGCACGAGGGCGCGCUAAGCGGCAGCCUCGCCCCUGGCGAGACCACGGCAUACGCUUAUGAGGGCAUGGUCGGCAGUGGCAUCGGCACCGGCGACCAGAUCCAGCCCACCAAAGAGGGGCACACGACGCUGGGCGAGACUUUGCGGCGCUCCUCCAGCUGUAGAUCCAGCUCGUCGUCCGAGGAUGACGGGCAAGGCGGGAGGCAGAGGAAGAAGAAGAGCAUGAAGGCGAAGAUAAAGGAGAAACUCCCGGGCAGCCACAAGCAGGAGGAGCACAAGGCCGGGCACACGGUGCCACCGGCUGGGACGGGGACGCACGAGAAGAAGGGCAUCAUGGAGAAGAUCAAGGAGAAGCUCCCUGGACACCACUGA